UUAAAAACAAAUCUUUAGUCCCUUCCCGGAUGAAAAUGCUGUUGGGUGUGCAACGCGCUCUUAGACAAAAUGUUAGUCAUCAGUUGCUAAUACGUAAAGCUUCCUUUUUAGAUCAGUUUUGCAAGGACGCCGAUAAUAAUAAGGAUAAGACGGACAAACCUGACAAAUCCGUCGAACUGACCCUGGAAAAUGCCUUCAAACUAUACAAUUUAGACGAUGAGCCAACGGAUUAUGUAACAUUGAAACGAAGCGAAGCCGUCAAAUUAUAUACUGACAUGCAAACGGUAAGGCGUAUGGAAAACGCUUGCGCUGAAUUAUAUAGACAGAAAGUUAUCAGAGGAUUCUGUCAUUUGUAUGCAGGACAGGAGGCUUGCUGUGCAGGCAUGUGGGCGGCGAUGAGGCCAGAAGAUACUGUUAUCACGUCUUAUCGCUCGCACGGCUGGACAUAUCUUAUGGGAGGUUCGGUUUACGAAAUAAUGGCCGAAUUAGCGCAGAAACAAACUGGCUGUAGUCGAGGAAAGGGUGGUUCGAUGCAUACUUAUGCGAAAAAUUUUUUCGGCGGCAACGGUAUUGUGGGUAGUCAGGUUCCAUUGGGAGCAGGUGUGGGUUUAGCGCAUGCCUACCGUUGUAGAGAUGCUGUAUCCUUUACCCUAUAUGGAGAUGGCGCCGCAAACCAGGGCCAGCUAUUUGAAUCUUUCAAUUUAGCCUGCUUAUGGAAGCUGCCAGUAGUUUUUGUAUGCGAAAACAACAAAUACGGUAUGGGAACUUCGGCUAAUCGCGCUGCUUGUAAUCCGAAUUAUUACACGCGAGGUGAUUACAUACCAGGUAUUUGGGUUAAUGGUAUGGACGUAUUGGCGGUACGCAGUGCGACGGAAUUUUGUAUAGAUAGAGCAAAAACAUGUGGUCCGUUGGUCAUGGAAUUAGAAACUUAUCGUUAUUACGGUCAUUCUAUGUCCGAUCCCGGUACUAGCUAUCGGAAACGUGAAGAAAUUGAACAAGUGAGAAAGACAAAUGAUCCAAUAACCAGAUUUAAAACUUUAUGCUUAAAUUGCAAACUGUUAACUGAGGAAGAUUUUAAGUUAUUGUAA
This is a messenger RNA of Glossina fuscipes, 1088 nucleotides long. Its product is annotated as probable pyruvate dehydrogenase E1 component subunit alpha, mitochondrial. Lineage: Eukaryota; Metazoa; Arthropoda; Insecta; Diptera; Glossinidae. Bases 30 to 1088 code for a protein of 352 amino acids. Gene Ontology annotation, molecular function: oxidoreductase activity, acting on the aldehyde or oxo group of donors, disulfide as acceptor. The transcript is spliced from 5 exons. The record is from RefSeq and is a predicted model, not a curated record.